Messenger RNA from Drosophila sechellia, 1665 nucleotides. RefSeq lists its product as uncharacterized. Bases 34 to 417 code for a protein of 127 amino acids. NCBI's taxonomy places the organism in Eukaryota, Metazoa, Arthropoda, Insecta, Diptera, Drosophilidae. The transcript is spliced from 2 exons. The record is from RefSeq and is a predicted model, not a curated record.
GUCAUAAAAUCGCUCGGUUUUAGUUUCCCAUAAAUGCUGGGAAAGAACUCAGUCCGCAAUGCCUAUCUAAAACUGCGACUUUGGCGUUGGCUUUUUGUGCAUGGCUUUAUCAGCGGCUCCAGCCUGGGCCAUCUCCUCCUUGGCCGCGCUAAGAGCCAGGCGAAUUCUAAUUCUAAUUUCUGCAACGCAGCUGCGCGCCAAGUCCAGAGCGUAGAUCCCAGUACCCGGUAUCCAAGUAUCCAACUAUCCAAGUACCCAGCCUCCAAACUGGCUAACUGCGAACUGCAGGCCUUGGACCAGGUCCAGUCCUUAGCUCCGUUGGUGGCGCUGUUGGUGUUCAUUACGCAAGAGGUGAAUGCACCGCCCGGCACUUGCUGGGAAUUGGAAUUCUGGAAGCUGAGAGCUGCUAGCUGCUAGCUGGACCCUGGAAUCUGGAGUCCGCAAUCCGACCAGGCAGCGAAUCAAUGAACUAAGCUAGUUUCGCGGCUGCGGCAAUUAAAAAUCCGCUCGAGUGUCAUAUGCAAACAUGUUUUCGGUGUUUUCUGCGGGUCGUCCAAUAGCAUUUGCUAGAAAUAUGCAAAAAUCGAAAUAGCAAAGGUCAGCGGAUUUGAAGGCUGUUCUCAUGCAGCGCGUUCCAAAUCCGAAACCAAAACCAAAUCCGAACUGCGCUCCGAACUCUCGAGACGGCGAGAUUCAUUAACCAAGUUAAUAAUUAAAAAUAAAAUCAGGGACACAGAUCGAUCGAUCUGCGACCGGCUUGCAGUGACUUCGCAGCGACUUGGCCAAAAUUUAUUACAUUUCAAACAAAGGCAAACAAAAAGCCAAGACACCAGUAAAGGCAGAAACGCAGCGAGAUAUAUAGACUUCCGUAUUUGCCAAAUUGUUGUUGCCAUUGCCGUCUACAAUAAAUUACGACAACUUGAUGGUAUGAUGAGGGGUGAAUCAGGGGGAGGGGGGUGCUCGAGGGCAGUCGCGCAUAAUUUUGGCAAACUUAGCGAAUCGAGCGAAGGUUUUUGUUUUUUUGGCUUGGAACGAGGCCCCGCUAGACCAGUUUUUAAAUUACAUGCAAAGCAUUCCAAAUGCAAACUAAAACAUUUAUUUCUGUUUCAUUCGAUUUCGUCGCCCGUCUCGUCUUCCUGCGCUAAAGUGUAUCUAAACUUUAGACAAAAUGCAAACAGCAUAAAACACACAAAGAAAACGGUCGAAUAAAAAAAAGCAGAGCAGAAACAAAGCAGCCAAAAAUCGCACAUUUUUUCCUACUUUUUUUUUUUUGUUUUUUGCAAACUAAAAUUUAUUUCAAGGGCAAAUGCGCGAAUUUUUUUUUGCGAGUUCUCUAUUUUUUAUUCUCCUUGCACUGCGUCGUCAUCGGGUCUUUGAUACCCUAACUGCGGGCAUAUGCCAACUAUUAUUAUUAAUAAUAAUUAAUCAAAAAUUAACUUAUGACAUGAAGUGGAUCUUCUUUGUUUGCAUUCAGUACAUUUUAUAAAGCAUAUUUAAUUCUUUCGUUUAAAAAACAGGUUUAUUAUGAGCGCAUCUUGCGUUCCAUGCCACUUUUGAUGUUUCUCCUGCCCAUUUUAAUUUUUCGCCUAAUACUUUUAAUAAAUUGCCCGGCGCCAAGCCCAGGCACUUCGCUUUUUUCGGCGAAAACUCAACUGAAGCGCUUUA